Temnothorax curvispinosus is the source of this 5795-nucleotide messenger RNA. Its product is annotated as fibrillin-3-like. The transcript is spliced from 20 exons. The record is from RefSeq and is a predicted model, not a curated record. Lineage: Eukaryota; Metazoa; Arthropoda; Insecta; Hymenoptera; Formicidae. Gene Ontology annotation, molecular function: calcium ion binding. The coding region runs from base 228 to 5297 and encodes 1689 amino acids.
CUUCAAUGCAAGUUGAGCGCUCGUCCGCGGCACAUCCGGAUGAAACUUCCUCGGAACGGUUGCUCACACGUUUUUUCUCGAAAAGAUAAAAAAAAGUGAUAAAAAAAACCGAGAGGUCGAAUUGAUAGUUUCUUCGCGAAAAAAAAAGAAAAAUUUUAAUCGCAUUUCGAUCAACGCGAAAAAUCGUUUGAGGUAUAAUAAUCGCGGUGUUCGAUCGAUGAGGCAAGAUGGCACAUUACGUCGAUCUCGCUGCGUCCUUUAUUAUCCUUCUCCUGAUGGUCCACCUGGAGCAGCUGGUCCUGCACAAACGAGCGCUUGCCGUCGAGGGAAGAAUGGAGGCUCAGUUCGAGAAAUGCUGCGGCUAUGGCACCUCUUGGGCUCGGGAAGGUCUUAGGUGCGAGAAGUUCAUCGGACCCGUGACCGGAGUGCCGAGGGUGGAGCAGAGCCUCUGCCUGGAGGCUGUGGACAUCUGCUGCGUUCGGGCUUACCACGAGCUGCAAUGCGAAAAGGGAAAAGCCGACGCUCGUCAAGGUCUGGCUUGCGUGACGAGCGCGACGUCGCAAAGGUCGCUGAAGACGCCCGGCCGCGGCGAUUACCAUCGCGACUGUUGCGAGGGCUGCAAGCUAGGUAUUCUCGCGGGGUCUAUGGGUCAAGGAUGCUCCUUUAAAAGCUUCUCGUUUGGCAUUCCUUGGGAUCCCGCGUUCUUGGAAUGCUGUCACGAAGUGGCGCCGAGCUCCACGACGGAUCUUACGAGUGAAUUGUCGAGCGAAAGCUCGACCGAAACCGAUCUAGAUUUCUCGUCAUCGUCCUCGCCAACGUCCUCGUAUUCCCCGUCCUCGUCGCCGUCGUCAACGCUAUCCCCAUCAUCAUCGUCCUCGUUAUCGCCGUCGCCGUCAUCGCCGUCUUCUUCAUCUCCAUCUUUGUCUACAUCGUCGGAUGAUCCGUCCUCUACGUCGUCGGAUGAUCCGUCCUCUACGUCGUCGGAUGAUCCGUCCUUUACGUCGUCGAAUAAUCCGUCCUCUACAUCGUCAAGUGAUCCGUCCUCUACAUCGCCGGAAUCCACGUCAUAUUCGGUACCAACUCCAGAGCUGGACGAUAUCUGUCAACUCAUGAAAGGCUUGCUCUGCUCUGACAUUUGCGUACCGACACCGGGCUCGUAUCGCUGCGAAUGCCGCGCCGGCUUUACUUUGUUGGAGGACGGAAAGACUUGCAAGCAGGAUCAACCGAUCGACAGAUGCAAGCCGACUCAUCCUUGCCAGCAUCGCUGCACCGACAACGGGGUGGCCGUCGUAUGCAGCUGUAAUCCAGGAUACGACUUGGCCAAAGACGCACGUUCGUGCAUCGCGAGGUCAUCGAGGACUAAAAAAAUGCCGGACAAAGACAAGGAUAACGAAUCGUUGCCGUUGUGUCCGUCGGGCUAUCGUUAUAACGCCACCAAUCAGGUGUGCGACGACGUGGACGAGUGUCUGGAGCGCAACGUGUGUCCCGGCGGAGGAUGUCAGAACACCAUAGGAUCAUAUAUUUGCAUCAGAGAGAAGUCCGCAAAGAAUGCACCCUACGAAGCUUGCCCUCCAGGCUACGAAUGGCAGUCACUGAAAGGUGUAUGCGCAGAUAUCGACGAGUGUGCCGUUUUAUCGUCUGCCUGUGCCGCUGAUAAACCGUUCUGCGUGAACACGCUGGGUAGUUACGCGUGUCUGGAAAUGACUGGGGCGAAAUCCUGCCCCGCGGGCUUCAAGUUCGACAAAUCGUUGCAGUUGUGCAAAGACGUGGACGAGUGCGCGGAAGCUAUACACAGCUGUCUGGCAGAUGUCGAGCAAUGUCGAAACACCGAGGGUGCUUACGAGUGCGAUAUGAAAUGCGGGAAAGGAUUCACGUAUAGUAUCGGCCUGGGUGUCUGCAUCGACGUAGACGAGUGCAUCGAGUCGAGCACGCCUUGUCCCGAUCCCAGCACGAUAUGCAUUAAUACGGAGGGUGCGUACGAGUGUACAAAGACAUCGCGUAGUCCUUUUCCGCUUUCUCCAAUCGACAAGGAUCCGUCCGAUCAAAAGAAUGUGCGAUCAGAUCUACGGAUGACUUGUUCCGCGGGAUACAAACCCUCUAACGAUUCCGGGAUAACAAGGUGCAUCGACGUCGACGAGUGCAAUGAACAACUGCAUUCCUGCGAGCUCGACGAGCGUUGUGUUAAUGAAAUCGGUAGUUAUAGAUGCGUACCGGAAAACAACAAGAACGCGUCUACCACGCAGCAGACCAACCACGAUCAACGCGAUGAUCGAUUUAGCAGAGGAUAUGAACUAGAGCGAACGAGCAUUUCGUCGGUCAUGAACGAAGUCGAAGAUUGCGACGACGGUUAUCUUUUCGAUGGGAAAUCUGGCCGCUGCAUCGAUGUCGACGAAUGUGCCAAAGGAAUAGCCACUUGCAGCUUAGGAGAGCGUUGCGUAAACACGGAGGGCGGUUAUCGAUGUUCUCCAACAUGUCCACCCGGUUUCCGGCUGCGUAACACGUCUCGAUCAGCGAACAAGGCCGAAGAACCUUGCGAAGAUAUCAACGAAUGCUUGCUCGGUUUGCAUACCUGCGACAGUCUAACUCAUUAUUGUAUUAAUACGAAUGGCUCUUACGUUUGCGGAACGCGAACUACGUCUACUACCACCAGCAUCUUCGAGACGACGCGUAGCAGCGCGACAACAAGAAGACCGUUCGUUCGUUCGCGCUACAACAGAGUACAGAACACGGAUCGUUACUGGUCCACCGAACCCUGCAGACUGGGAUACAAGAGAGACGCGAGUACGGGCUAUUGCGUGGACAUAGACGAGUGCGCGGUCGGUCCCGGAUGUCGAGAUCACGAGAGAUGCGCGAAUACGCCAGGAGGUUACGAUUGUUCGCCCCUUUGCAGCACUGGGUGGUACUUUAGCACAACGACGAAGGGCUGUCAGGACGUGGACGAGUGUUUGUUAGGCAGGCACGAUUGUCCUCAGAGUACGCAUAGAUGCGUCAACACCAACGGAUCUUUUGUUUGCGAGUUGAUAACGCCCUGCAGCCGCGGUUACAGACGUGCCUUCAACGGCACCUGCCUGGACAUCGACGAGUGCUCCGAGGGCCUACACAACUGUCGGCUCAACUUGCAUCAGUACUGCGUGAAUAAAGAAGGUGGCUUCGAGUGUUUGACCAGACUGCCCUCCUGUCCGUCCGGAUACCAGUAUUCCUUGGGCACUCAACGAUGCGAGGACAUCGAUGAGUGCCGAACCGGGCAGUACAGCUGUGACGCGAAAUUCUCCGAAAGAUGCGUCAACCUGCCGGGUACAUACAGGUGUGAGAGACCUGCUCCUCCUCGUCAACGCCAACGACCAGCUUGUCCUUCUGGCUAUCGGUAUCAUCCUAAUUUACGCAGAUGUACAGACAUUGACGAGUGUGCGGAAAGAUUGGACACAUGCGGUGACGAACUCUGCUACAACCAACCGGGUGGUUAUAGCUGUGCGAAACCGCCCGUCCCGGUAACCAGAAAACCACCCACGACAGCGAUGCCGGCACCGAUGAACCAAAAGUGUAUGCGCGGGACCAAGUUCGUGAGGAAUCGCGGCUGCGUCGACGUCAACGAAUGCAGAGAGCUUGAGGAUGCUUGCAGCAGCAACGAGGAGUGCGUCAAUACCGUAGGCAGCUAUACGUGCACCUGCAAGACCGGUUUCAGGCGUGAUAAUCUCACGCAGGCCUGCGUCGAUAUCAACGAAUGUCAGUUGCAGGAGAACGACUGCUUGCCGACGCAGCGAUGCGACAACACGAUCGGCAGCUACACGUGUACACGUUUCUUACCAUGUGGUACCGGAUACACUCUCAAUGCCGCGACGGAGAUCUGCGAGGACGACGACGAGUGCAUUCUGGGCACUCACGACUGCGGGUCCGGGUACCAAUGCAGGAAUACCCUGGGCUCGUACCGCUGCGAUCGCAUCCCGCGUAUACCGACUCCGCAGCCGCGCACAUCGCCAAUGACAACAACGACGAUGAGGAUCGCGACGAUCACGACGACGACGCCGACGUCGAUGACCCCGACCGGUCCUCGGCCAACGUGCCCGCGCGGCUUCGAGCCCGGCUCUACUAGCGGCAAAUGCGUGGACAUAGAUGAGUGCCAGAGAACGCCGAAUCCCUGCGCCAGGUCUAUGUGCAUCAACACUCUAGGAUCCUAUAGGUGCGGGUCCAGGGUGAUCUGUGGGCCCGGUUAUACUUUGGACCCUGCGUCCGGACAAUACUGCAUCGACGUAGACGAAUGUCAGGAGGGAACGCACGAGUGUGGCAAGGGCCAGACCUGCGAGAAUCGGCAAGGCGGAUAUCAUUGCAUCUGCCCGCCUGGUCACGCGGCCGGGCCUAACAACGACUGCGUUGACAUCGACGAGUGUAGCAUCUAUAGUGGCAACAUCUGCGGACUGAACAGCCGCUGCGAGAACACUAUUGGUUCCUACAAGUGCCUGUGCGCGGAAGGCUUCGAAAACGUUGGAGGAUCCGCCGGGGUCUGCCAAGAUGUCGACGAGUGCCAGCAAACGCCGGGACUCUGUCAGCAGGUGUGCCUGAACGUGUGGGGUAGUUACAGAUGCGGAUGCGAAGCGGGAUUCAGGCUAAAUGCCGACAACAGAUCUUGCAGCGACAUUGACGAAUGUACGGAAUUCAAGGACAAUCAUCUCUGCAUCGGCAUCUGCGAGAAUACGCCGGGAAGCUACGCGUGCAAAUGUCCCGAAGGAUACAGGCUCGGUGUCGAUGGUCGAACGUGUCAAGACAUCGACGAGUGCGCGGCCGGUCAGGUCUGCAGAGAGCCGGACGAGAUGUGCCAGAACACGCGCGGGAGUUUCCGUUGUAACCGGAUAAACUGUCCCUCGGGGUAUCAGCCGGACCCCAUGAGAAAAAAUCGCUGCGUACGCUCCUCGAGGUACUGCCGCGUAGACGACCUGGCUUGCCUUCGGUCGCCCUCGCAUUUCUCCUACAACUACAUCACUUUCGUGAGCAUGCUGCCCAUCCCGUCCACCGGUCAGCUGGAGCUGUUCACUAUGAGGGGAAGCCAUCAGCCCGAGUCGACGGUACAGUUCACCAUGGCGUUGGUGGAUGUGCGCGCCCCACCGGGUGUCGCGCGCGCCACGGAGUCCUGUUUCGCUCUGAGAAGACCGGCGCCGUCACAGGCGGUCCUGGUGCUGACGCGCGCGAUUCCGGGACCGCAGGAGAUCGAGCUGGAUCUCAGCAUGGAGAUCUACCACGACGCCAUGUUCGUCGGGAGCGCUGUCGCUAAGAUCUUCAUUUUUGUUUCGCAAUACGAAUUCUGAGAAGAUCCUUCGAGCGGAGGGAAGACGGAGAUGAGUGGAGACGGAAGUCAAGAUCGUAGAGUGACGUAAUUUAGAGGUACGCUAAAUUACCCGAUUUACGUAAUCGUCUCUUCUUCCAUAGCGUUAUUAAUCGUAAGAGCAACAAGAAUUACAUCCUCAAAUCAUAUCAUCUUGUUCUACGUGAUACGUUCUUGAUUCUUGAAAAAUAAGAACUCUUUUCUGCUGGUACAGUUUUUUGAAUAAAAUUACUGUUUCAAUAAAUAAUACGAACAUUUUCCUCCAAGAAAUAAAAUGUAAUUAACAUCUUAAGCGAUAUACAUUUAAGAUCUUUUUCAUUUUUGCUCAUUUUUAAAACUAAAUAUAUUAAAAUAAAUAUACACGCGCUAGCGUUUUGAUCGUAGAUAUGUAAAAAGGACGAAUUAAAUGUAUAUAGAUUCUUGUAAGUUAACAUAUGUGAAGGAUUUAAACAUGGAAUAAACUUACGUUAGAUGUAACGUA